CAUGGCCCUCUAAGCGUCUUAGCAUCUAUGCCCUCUCACCGUGAGAUUCAGACGACAUCGGUCAUCGGCAUGAUCAUGAUCGUGGGAGAAUAGCAAACCUCAGCCUUUCCCACGCAACCGCUCGAGUCUCCGCUCGCAACAGACACCAUGCUACUGAUACGGGGACGACUGUACAUAGCCGUCACAGCUGCAGCAUGCACAUUGCUGUGGAUCGUCCACUGGCUCCCUGCAAUUGCCGGAUUUCCCACGAUACAUGAGGAUUGGUGGCCGAGGCGAGAUACUUACAUAUGGCGGACGAUAGAGCAACACUACCCCUUGACUUCCUUUCGACCAUUGCCGACGGGAAGACCAAAGAACUUUCCGGCCGUGCAGGCAAACUUCCCCGCUGAGACAGCAGCGGCCAGAGACAUUCGGCUACGGCGGCAAGGCGCCAUUAAAGAUGCCUUUCUCCGCUGCUGGAGGACGUACAAGGAACACGCUUGGCUGCAUGACGAGGUGACACCAAUCAGUGCGAAGCCGAGAGACAAUUUCGGGGGCUGGGGCGCAACGCUGGUCGACACCCUCGACACGUUGUGGAUCAUGGAUCUCCGGGACGAGUUCAGCGCAGCCGUCGAUGCCAUUCACAAGAGCAUUACCUUCGCCAACACAACCACUACCGACCCGAUCAGCACCUUCGAAACCUCGAUCCGCUUUCUCGGCGGUCUGCUCUCCGCCUACGACCUCAGCGGAGACCGCCGCCUUCUCUCCAAGGCACGCGAUGUUGGAGAUAUGCUGUACAAGGCGUUCGACACGCCGUCCCGACUGCCCGUCCCCAAAUGGGAUCUCCAUGCCGCAGUGCGAGGAGAGGAACAGUCCGAUCCUGCGCAACUACUCCUGGCCGAGCUGGGCUCGCACGCCAUGGAGUUCGCCCGUCUCAGUCUGCUGACCAAGGACCCCAAGUAUUACGAGACGGUGGCCCGCAUCACGGACCUUCUCAGCGAAACGCAGAUGAAGACCAAGGUCCCCGGUCUCUGGCCAACCACAGUUGGAAUCACCGCGGACACGUUCGAUUCAGGAGACGAGUACACCCUCGGUGCUGAGGCCGACAGCACCUUUGAGUACACGGCCAAGAUGAUCGCACUUCUUGGAGGCCAGCAGCCGGAAUACGAAACCAUGUACUCCCGCAGCAUAGACGCCGCGGCGAGACAUCUUUUCUACCGGCCCCUCCUGCCUGGGGGCAACAACGACAUCUUGGUGUCAGGGACCGUCCGCGUCGACAGCCAUGGCACCCCAAGACUCGAAACAUCGGCACAGCACCUGUCCUGCUUCGCAGGCGGCAUGCUGGCCCUGGGCGGCCGUCUCACCGCCAACAUCACACACGUCGAGCUCGCCAGGAAACUGACGCACGGCUGCAUCGCCCUCUACAAGGCCGUCCCGCUCGGGAUCAUGCCCGAGGCAUGCCGCCUCACAGCCUGUCCGGACGACGCCUCGUCGUGCGACUGGGACGAGCACCAUCCGCAAACGGGAGCCGAGACCAAGGCAGAGACCAUCCAGGCGCGCAACAACCUGCCCCCGGGCUUCACCGACAUGCACGCGCGGUACUACAUCCUGCGGCCCGAGGCGGUCGAGAGCGUGUUCGUGCUGUACCGCGUGACGGCGGACGCGGCGCUCCCGGACUUGGGGUGGGACAUGUGGACGGCCAUCGACAAGGCCACGCGCACGGAGCGCGGCACGAACAGCGCCAUCCUGGACGUCCAUCCCGGCGAGGGGCAGCCGCCGCCGAUGAGCGACUCGAUGGAGAGCUUUUGGCUGAGCGAGACGCUCAAGUACUUCUAUCUGCUCUACUCGGAGCCCGGGGUGGUGAGUUUGGAUGAGUGGGUGCUCAACACGGAGGCGCAUCCUUUUCGGAGGAUGCUGCCGUGAGGGAGACUCUGAGCAGAAAGUGAGAGCGCACGGCGAGCAGACCAGCUCUCUCGCUUCCCACCCUUCGUCGCAUUUUGGAAAAUAUAUUUCUCCUUUUGAGGUAGCCUAGACUGCGGGUCUCUCCACUAACAAGCUUCUUUUC
This is a messenger RNA of Chaetomium strumarium, 2044 nucleotides long. Its product is annotated as glycosyl hydrolase. Lineage: Eukaryota; Fungi; Ascomycota; Sordariomycetes; Sordariales; Chaetomiaceae. Gene Ontology annotation, biological process: mannose trimming involved in glycoprotein ERAD pathway; carbohydrate metabolic process. Gene Ontology annotation, molecular function: mannosyl-oligosaccharide 1,2-alpha-mannosidase activity; calcium ion binding. Bases 148 to 1902 code for a protein of 584 amino acids. The record is from RefSeq and is a predicted model, not a curated record. Gene Ontology annotation, cellular component: endoplasmic reticulum; membrane. The transcript is spliced from 2 exons.